Molecule: messenger RNA, 2693 nt
Organism: Malaya genurostris
Lineage: Eukaryota; Metazoa; Arthropoda; Insecta; Diptera; Culicidae
Gene: DNApol-eta
Product: DNA polymerase eta
Exons: 3
Coding region: 131-2392 (753 amino acids)
Biological process (GO): error-prone translesion synthesis; response to radiation
Cellular component (GO): nucleus; site of double-strand break; replication fork
Molecular function (GO): DNA-directed DNA polymerase activity; damaged DNA binding
Source: RefSeq, a predicted model, not a curated record
UUAUCAAAUUCGCGCGCUCUGUUGACUGUUACUAUUACCCAAAGCAAAAACUUCAUCAAAAUCAAACACCUAUACCUAAAACGACGCAUUUAAAUGUUAAAUACAAUACUUCUACUUAUAACAUUACAAAAUGUCAAAACAAUAUAUAAAUAUUAACCAUAAAUAUGAUCGUAUUAUAGUUCUGGUGGACAUGGAUUGUUUUUACUGUCAAGUGGAGGAAAAAUUAAAUCCGCAGAUACGUGGAAAUCCCAUAGCAGUUGUGCAAUACAAUCCCUGGCAAGGGGGAGGAAUUAUAGCCGUUAAUUAUGCAGCUAGAGCUAAAGGGGUUACACGACAUAUGCGGGGCGAUGAAGCGAGGAAACAUUGUCCCGAAAUAGUGUUGAUGCAAGUACCGCAGAUUCGUGGCAAAGCAGACAUCAACAAAUAUCGUGAAGCUGGUAAAGAGGUGGCUGAUGUUUUAAAAACAUUCACUCCGUUACUCGAACGUGCAAGUGUAGAUGAAGCUUACAUGGAUAUCACCAAACUAGUUCUAUCUCGUCUUCGUGAUAUGAAUGAAGGAAAAUAUCAGAUAGUUCCAGAAAAACUUGCUGAUACUUUCGCUGUUGGUUACGACAGCAUUGGAGAUUUUGUAAAAAAGAUAUCUUAUGACCUUGAGGGACCUAACGAAGUUGAAGAGAUGGAGAAUGUAGAAGAGCAUGUUGUUAACAGGAAAAGCGAUAUAAAACUGCUUAUAGGAGCAUCAAUCGUAAAUGAAAUACGAACAGUUGUCAAAAAUAAAACUGGUUUUGAAUGCUCAGCUGGGAUAGCUCAUAACAAAAUUUUAGCCAAGCUUACAGCUGGAUUUCACAAACCAAAUAGACAGACUAUAUUACCUCUCAAAAGUAUUGCUAAGAUGUAUCAAACCUUACCAAUCAAGAAAAUAAAAGGUUUGGGUGGUAAGUUAGGAGAUCAAGUUUGUGAGGUUCUAAAGGUUCAGUACAUGUCAGAAUUAGCCAAAUUUCCGGAAAAACUGUUGCAGUGUAAUUUUGACGAGAGGAUUGGAUCAUGGAUGUUUUUGAUUGCAAAAGGUAUUGACUUAGAAGCCGUAACACCAAAAUUCAAUUCUAAAAGUAUCGGUUGCUGUAAGAGGUUUCCGGGAAAAAAUGCCAUUGGUGGAGUAGCCACAUUAAAGCAUUGGCUAAGUGAGUUGGCAGCUGAGAUUCAAGAGCGUCUUGAAAAAGAUAUGAACGAGAAUAACAGAAUAGCAAAGCAGAUAACGGUUUCAUAUACGCAGCAAGUAAAUGAUAAUGACGUUUCCAGCACCAGAAGUGUUCCACUAGUAGCCUACGAUGCUGAAAAAAUUACCACAGAUGCCUUAGAGACAAUAAGGAGAAAUUCCGUCACUUUCUUUAAAUCAGGAAGCAGUAGUGCUUUAAAUAACCCAAUUACAUUUCUGGGCAUUUCUGCUGGAAAAUUUGACUCCUUUCCUGGGAAGGGAAAUGGAUUGAAGGAAAUGUUUUCGAAUAUGUCUGGUAAAGUAGCCCAAGAGAAUCUGAAAGAACCCGAGAUGCCACCCGAACAAAAACAUGUAUUGAAAACUGACUCUCAAGGCGAUCCUAAAAAAUCUGGGAACACAAGUGUUUGUGAUACAGUUUUAAAUUCAAAUAUCACUAGUUUGAAUGAUUCAGUAAACAAAUCAAAAGUGCAGGUGCAAUUGCAACAAGUUUUUGAAAUUGAAGAAACCGUGAAUGAAUCCACUUACAGCUGUUUACCCUCAAGUUCGCGACCUGAACAAGUAAAUUAUGUUCCUUCUUCAUCUAGCAUCUCAGAAAUCAAACAUGUCAUCAGUAAAAUGAACGACAAAGGCAAAAUAUCUGACCUAAAUGAUCAAGUGGCACCCGUAGAUUAUCAUAAUACAUAUGCAGAGUAUUACCAAGCAGUAGCUUUGAUACAGUGUACGGAAUGCAAAACGAAUAUACCAGAAAACGAAAUGCAAUCACAUCGUGAUUUUCAUCUUGCAUUACAGCUAAGUCAAAAACAGCGUGAAGAUUUUCGUAAUGAACUUAAACAAAAAAAAAUAUUACCUGAGGUCAAGAGUAAAACCUCAACUACAGCGAAGCUGACUCAGUUCUUAAAACAGCAAGUUACCGGAAAUUCUAUUACACCAACAGAGCGAUGCACAGAAUGCGGAAAAUUUAUUCCUUGUGCGAACCUAUCAGAACACACUGAUUACCAUACUGCCAGAAAACUUCAGUUUGAGUUGAACCAAACGGAUAUGAAGAAAAUAGUUCCUAUCGGUCAACCAUGCCAACCCUCCAAUACCAUUAAACGUAAGCGUUCUAAAUCUAAGGAGCAAAAUCCACAGUUGUCCAAAAUUAAAAAUUUGACCUCAUAUUUCAACAAAAUACCGUAAGGUUGUAUGUUUUAAAAAUAAAAAGGUAUGUCAAAUAAAAUAAUGAAAUGAAUAAAAUUACGUUUGUUUAAAUUAAGCAUGUUGGCUUUUUGAAACUAUUUCAAAUAUGUCUGUAAAAGCAAAUAGAAAAUUAUAAUGCACGCGUCUAUUCAUUUUCUACUAUUGGCAAAAAAUAGUAAGACUUUGUUCAUAAUUUUUUUAUUCUUCCAAAUCUAUUUCGUCAUCAUCAGUUCAACCCUCCCAUUGCCUGACGGUAUUGCAAUCACUGCGGAUACAUUUGCUGCCCUCCACACAAAGAAGC